Messenger RNA from Haliotis rufescens (red abalone), 2677 nucleotides. RefSeq lists its product as uncharacterized. The record is from RefSeq and is a predicted model, not a curated record. The coding region runs from base 221 to 1960 and encodes 579 amino acids. The transcript is spliced from 2 exons. NCBI's taxonomy places the organism in Eukaryota, Metazoa, Mollusca, Gastropoda, Lepetellida, Haliotidae. Gene Ontology annotation, molecular function: protein binding.
AUCCAUUAUUAUACAAGGGGACAGAAAGGGAUGGAUAUAUCAAAGGCACAUAGUGUCAAAACUAGAACAGACAAGGGUGUAUAGAGAAUAUAUUUAUGUGUCUGUUAAUGUCAAAUGCCAGAGGUGGAUAUGGACUAUACAAUGACGGUCAUUUUCAUUUAAGUAAUCUUUUUUUUCUUUCAAGUUUGGAGUUUUAUAUCAUGGACUUCUCCACCACGUGAUGCCAGACAAUUUGAUAAGAUGUAAGACCGGUGACACGGCGCUUGAAUGUCCUGGUGUGCAAUACACGUAUUACAGAGAGUACGCCAUGUUGUUUGAAGCAGUUUUACGUUUGUGUAUUUUCCUACCAUAUAUCUCUGGACUGAUUCUGCCGUUAACGACACCAGACGGUAAUGCUGACCUUCCCACUAUCCUGAGUCACGUCACUCUCCUCCAGCAGACUGUAGACAUUCUUCACAAAAACACAAAUCAGUUGCAGACGGAUCUGAGGGCAACGAACGAACAGCUACAACUCACACAGUCGGAUCUGAAUAUGACAAGACAUGAACUACAGACUUCUCGCACAGAUCUGCAGGUAACACGCACAGAUCUGCAGGUAACGAAGGACGAACUUCAACAUACACAGACCGAGUUUCAGAUUACAAAGAAAGACCUGCAGAUAGCACAGACAGAACUCGUGACAUACAAGGGACUUCAACAAACCGCAGCUGCCGAAAUUAUGGCUCUCAAAAACGACACGAGCGCAUUGAGAACCGAACUCGUUCUCGUGAAAGCAAAAGUGGAAAAUAUCAAUCUAGAUGUUCUACCCAUGAAUUCAACCACGAACGAUUCCCUUCUCGUUUCGUUGAGUGGCGGCGUUAGAGCGAACCAGGCACACAUAAAGGCAAACCGUCUUGAUGUUCAGUCACUUCACAAUGACCUCAACACCACAGCAUACGAGCUUUCCGAGUUCCAGUCCGAUGUGAAUAGCUUUAAGCAAAAUGUGUCAUUUGUGUUAGGAUGUGUAACUGAGGAGUGCGUUGCGCUCAAGUCUGAUUCAAAUUUAUUCAGUUCUCUCAAGUCAGAUAUAACAGCUAUGGACAAGAAAUUGUCUGUCUUAAACACAACAGUUCACGAGGUACGUCGAUAUACAGAAAAUACUUCUUCUGUGAUUCACCCAAUUGCUCACAAGCAGCUGGUGGAGAAUUUAGAGACCCAGUCAAUAAAGACUCUAGCACAAGAUACAUCAGCUGAACUGAAGAAGUUUGAAGAGGAUGCGAACUCAACUGACGUGAGUCUAUCGACUCAACUGAACCAACUGGAAAAGAGAGUGAAUUCUACUUCCGUUUGUAUUCACAACGUCCAGCAGAACAUCCUAUCACUACAAACCGACCUCAACACGACUCGGGAGGAUAUCACAGUGACGAACUCGGAAGUGCAUGUCUUGAAACAAAACAUGUCUGAUGCCAAGAAACUAUCCUCUGACACACAACAGGCCCUGGCACAGUUGGCCAAAACUCUGGCAGCUGAAACCAGAGCCGUCGCCUUCCAGGCGUAUGUAUCACGUGACCAGAACGUUAAUGUAACGUCACUACACCCCGUAGUGUAUGACAGCAUCAUCUACAAUAUUAGAUCUGGAUACAGCAACACAACAGGGAAGUUUACAGCACCAGUCUCUGGAACCUACAUGUUCUGGACACAGAUGGGUAUUCAUCACAUGGCCGUUACUCCAGUCACCACCAUCAAACAGUCGGGAAGGACCAUCGGCAGUGGCUGGGUUGUAUCAACGCCAACUUCAGAUUAUGACGAAGUUUCCGUGUCCUGUGUUAGUCACCUGCAGAAGGGUGAGGAAGUAUGGGUGGCGUUUGACAAGAUCAAUGUAUGGUUUGCGUACCAGAAAGUUACAGUCACAGUUCAUUCAUUGUCCAAUAAUACAGACCCCAAAUCCUACUUUGGUGGCGCCCUUUUGACAGUGGACUAAUUCAUUACCAAACAUCUGAUUCAACAUUUUCCUGUAAUUCAUCAAAACUUUGACCGUUUUUUAUCUCCUUAGUAUUGGUAUACUGGCAAUCCAGCUCGAUUUGACUUUUCACAGUGAUGAUAAUAAACCAAGAUUUGGUUCCCGUCAAGAUCCCGGUUAGAAUUCAUCGUCAGCAACCAAUGUUUAUCGUAAGAGGCGACUUACGGGAUCGGGUGGUCAGGCUCACUGACUGUGAUGAUGCACGUCACCGUUUCCAAGUUCCGUAGAGCGAUGCUCAUAAUGUCAAUCACUAGAUUGUCUCGUCGAGACAUGAUUUAUACCGACCGCCGUCCUAUAGAUGGAAUAUUGCUGACUCAGACAACGAACAGCCAAAUUAAGUAGGUCACAUAGCGAUAUUUAAAUUUGGCCUGAGACUGAAUUCUGUAUGAAUUAUGAUCAUCUAAUACACAUUACUGAUGGUGGAAAGAGAGUUAGAAGACGCCUCAUACCAUCAAUACUAUUCAAAGCGUUCAUGUUACUUUAGUUAAUCUGUCAUGCCACUUCUGUUGAGUAGUAUAUAAGAUAAUUCAUAGUACAGUGUGUUGUCGCAUGAACCCUCUUUCCAGGAAAGAGGGGGCACGGGUGGCCCAGUCGUCUAAGGCGCCGUGAUUCGCUGUGCAGAGUUGCGUCCCUUGGGCACGCCAGACACCUAUGAUUAUGGGUUCGAAUCCCGGUUCG